Aspergillus pseudotamarii is the source of this 742-nucleotide messenger RNA. Its product is annotated as ankyrin repeat domain-containing protein. The coding region runs from base 127 to 618 and encodes 163 amino acids. The transcript has 3 exons. The record is from RefSeq and is a predicted model, not a curated record. Gene Ontology annotation, molecular function: protein binding. NCBI's taxonomy places the organism in Eukaryota, Fungi, Ascomycota, Eurotiomycetes, Eurotiales, Aspergillaceae.
UCCCAUAAUAGGAGUACGAGGUGGUAGCUGCAGCUAGCCACCAGCUUCUGAACCUUGUCGCGGAUUGAAAUAAAACGAGAGGAAUGUCCUCUUGAAUCAUUGAGAACUGAAAUCUUCGCCUUUUCCAUGGGUUCCAACAAGGCGUUUCUCUAUGCCGCCACCAUCGGUGAUACAACUACCAUUCAAAAUGAAUAUCUUAAAGACAAGGCAAUCCUCACUGCCAAGGAUGCCGACGGCCGGACAGCCCUCCAUUUAGCAGCACUUCACAAGGACGUCAAGGUCCUCGAACUGCUACUCAACUACGGGAUCGAGCCAUCAACCACCGACAACCGCGGCCAAACCGCAUUACACAUCGCAGCCCAGUUAUCCUCCCUCCCCGUGGUCGAACUCCUCCUCAAGAGAGGUGCCCCUUGGUCGAUCCGGGACCAUGACGGAAAUACAGCCCUCUCCUACGCCUACCAGCAAUAUUCCCCUGAUAUCCUGAGCUGUUUCCUUCAAUACACACCCUCCCUCCCCACAGAGAUCCCCUGUGGCCUGACGCCAGAAAUCGUUCUUCGAUCCUCCGCGAGCCGGAAAUGGACUCCUAUCCAGAUCAGUGUCAGCGCGCACGGCCGCUAGGGUUUGUGGAGUUAUUCGACCACUUUCUAAGUAACAAUAAUCAUCCAUACGCGUCGGAAACUUGAGUUUUUCCGACCAAAAAGUGACGAUCGGUUCACCGGAUGGCCGAAAUUGAACUAUGUAU